This is a messenger RNA of Cydia pomonella (codling moth), 5567 nucleotides long. RefSeq lists its product as uncharacterized. The transcript has 5 exons. The record is from RefSeq and is a predicted model, not a curated record. Bases 1839 to 2366 code for a protein of 175 amino acids. NCBI's taxonomy places the organism in Eukaryota, Metazoa, Arthropoda, Insecta, Lepidoptera, Tortricidae.
UUUAUAGUCAGGGGGGUCAUCUGAUAAUAAAGUCAGGGGGGUGGGGCAUCGUCAGUUUACAAAAAUAUCUACUGUUGUCCUAGACCUAGCCCAUGAGCCCCCAGGAUCCGCCCUUCAACUUAUUACCAGCUUUCUUUUAACUUGUACUGUUAAUAUUUUAGUUUGUUAGUUAGUGUGGGUCAAAUUUUGGAACCUAAAUUUGACCCACUUCCCGAAUUCCGAUUGAGCUGAAAAUUUGUAUGGUAGUUUGCUAGUAAUUUGUAAGUUGGGCGACAAUGCAAUAUUAUACAAUAUAUGCCUGGAGACAGGCGGUGACCAUAGGAACUCUUGUGAUGAAACAACGUAACCUAAGAGCGUUUUCACAUUGCCCGACAUCCGAUAUCAGAAUGGCGCUUUCGAUAAUUUUAGCCAUGCCGGCGGCCUCCGUCAGCUGUCGGACCGAUAACAUUUGUUUGUGUGCAUAUGUGUAGGCAUAAUGUUUGUUGUAGUGUGCGUGACUCCUAAAGACGGCGCCUGGGCGCGCCCGCGCGGCCUGACUACACGGAUGUGGGAUCCUACAUCCGAUAUCGGAUCGGACAAUGUGGAAACGCUCUUAUUGUGUUUGGGGUUUUUAGAAUUGUCUCCAUAACUAUUAAUUGCCUAUGGUAAAAAAGUACAGUCAGCGAUAAAAGCUUGUACCAAAAAUGAUAUUUUUGGCAAAAACUUUGCAAUAUUAAUACUUAGAGUAGGUAUCUACUCGUAUAUACAGUCAGCAUCAAAUACUUAGUGAUGGCUAAAUGACGGCCUAAGUACCUAAGCAUAUACACCUGGAAAAUGGCACAUGCUUAAUUAUUUCUAUGUAACAAAGGUAUGUUACCUACGAUAUAUUUGGCCACUUUAGCCGUAUUUUAAGCCGAGUGUAACGUUAAAAAACAACCAGAAUCUUCUAAGAAACUAACGUAAUUUUGAUGAUAUAAUUAAACUGUAGUAGAAUUCUUCAUUCAGUACUAACAGCUCGAUUUUGUUUCGAAAAUCACAUACUUACAAAGGUGUUGGUAGAACUGUACUGUGCUAAGUAUAACAAUAAGACCUCUGGAAACGUACAUAAACUAGGUAGUUUUCUUAUACAGCUUUUUGUAUCGUAGGUACUGUAGCAAAAGAACCGAUAGGUAAAGAUAUUCGCAGUCAAAUCCUACCCUACUACAAGCACGAGCCUCGUCGCCCCGGCGACGGCGCGCCUACUAUUAAUAUUAUAUCUCCUAUGUCAUUGAUAAAAGCACCGUUUUUGCGUAACGCUACCGAGUGUUGUGUCAAUCGGGUAGUGCGUGCGAGGGAGACGGAGCACCCCCGCCCCGCCCUGGAGGUUCCGCGCGCCCUCCGCUAGUCGGCGCUACGAGCCCGCCCUAGCACAACAUGCUGUUAUUAUAUCUUAUUCAGUACAAAUUCAUGUAGGUAAACAAACAAAACUGUGAUUUAAAAUUCUGACUGAUUGUGUUGACACGGGCCGGUUGGCGUGUGAGUGACGUGAGAUAGAGUGAGGACUGAAGAUGCUAAGUCGGACGUUACGCUUCUUCAAAUGUUUGUAGACUAGACGUAGUAUUUCAAUCUAACCUAGUCUUAAAUAAAGUAUAGUACAAAGCUAUCGAACUUAGCGCCUCGCGAUAACUUAUAUUCAAACGCUUAACAUACGUAAAACGGUUUGCCAAAUCGCCUCUAUUUUCCGUAAUAUAUUACAAGAUAGUGCUUAUCGAAGAACGUCCGUAGUUUUAUAGACGAAAACAAUGCCAGGGGUUCUCAUAAAGCAUCGAUAUCUGGGUGGUUGUGAUUUUUGGUGGGUAGCGUAGGCGGGCAUAGUCAUAAUGUGUGAAGAUAAGGAAGAGAUGCGGAGCGAGGCGGCGCGCGCGGCCAGUCCGCAGCACCUGUGCUGGCAGCGCCGUCCGCCGCAGCCGCUGCCGGACACGCGCGGCCUCUGCUGCGCCAAGCUGCUUCGGAAGAACGGCAAGCCGAAGAAGGUGUUACUGUUCCCUGAGGAGGGUUGGGCGCGCAGCGCCUCCUCGUCGUACUGGACGCUGCAGCCCUGCUGGUGGCGCAAGAACCGGUGCAAGGUCGUCGAGGUCGCCGGCACGAGAAAACACAGCACACAAGCGCGGAUGGUGGUGAGCGGCGGGAACGCGGUGCACGUCGUCGGCACCUUCAAACACCUCGGCACCGACGCCGACUUCAAGUUAUACCUGACGACGAACGUGACGCAGGCGGACUUCAACAUGGGCUACACGAUGACAGGCACGCUGGAGCGCGGCUGCCGCUCCACCAAUACCUUCCAGAUGACGCACUUCGCCGUGCUGCGGCGGUGCGACCACGACGGCCACCAUCUCAAGAACUCAUAAACGUCAAAACAACAUUUACCGCAUAUUAGGCAAAUCACACAAUUACACCGCACUUCUCCGAUACAGCGCUGUAAGCAACUCUAGAUCACAAAGAUUAAAGAUUAGAUUAUAAAGUCAAUCAAAUAAGUACUGCAAUUGUUAGUGUUUCUCCACAAAUAAGUAAACUUCGUAUUAUCGUCACUCUGUCAAUAAGGUGAACCUAAAUGAAAUGAAAUUGUAAUUUUCUUAAAAGCUACAAAUAUUUGUAUGGUAUAAUAUUUAUUUCCAGGCUUACAAAUUUGUCUGCCAGCCUCAUGUGAUGAUAUUUAUUUUAUCAAUAUUCUAAACAAUCUGAUGUUAAAUAAACAGCUAGAUAAACUAUUUUGACAUAUAUCAGAGCCUACCAAACUGUCGAACUUUAGUACCGAAAAGUAACAAAAUUCGUUUAUCGUAACUACUACAUUUAGUUUGGCAGUUUUGUCGAACACAGAGCGCCGGUAAUAUUGCGCACGUGGAAAGGUCGAACAUGCGUGCGUUCGUUCUGCCUGAUUAGGCGGGCACAUUCGCCCGGACCCUGUCCGGUACUUUACCUGAGGGUAGCGUAACCCGUUGCAACACUCUGCGCCCCAGUCUCCCCUCCGUUCGGUAGGCUAUUAGAGCUAACAGCAUUUGUCCAUUGGAAACAAAAUGAAUAAUUCGAAUCCAAUAGCUGGCAGACAGCUCGGUAAUGAUAAUGGAUGAAGUCUGUACUUUUAAUUAUUGAUCGUAACUGCCCAGGGUUGAAUUUAUGUGAAGCGCGCGGAUAAGACACAAAUAUUAAAUUUUAAAGAUAUGAUAGGUAGAUUAUAGUAAUAUUUUUAAAUACGCAUUCAAAACUGAGAUAAAAACCUAGUUGGUGUAACUCAUGAUCUCGAAGGAUGUUAUCCAAGGAACUCUUAAGUUAGUGCAUAAUAUUAGGGUUACUCAUAAUGCCAAGCAAUAUUGUGAUCUCGAAUUUCAACCAUUUGAAUAAAGUUAAUGUUACAGCAUUUUGACUAACGUAUUAAGAUGUGCUAUUUAUUUGUAAACUGUUUUAAUAUUUGCAGCUAUUGUAGAUGUAAAUAUAAGGAUAACUGUAUAAAUAAUAGUACUAGAUGUUAUUACGAGAUUAUUUUUGUAAAAAUCGAUAAUAAUUAAAUAUGAUAAAGUGUCGAGUAGAGCCUUCUUUGUUUUUUCUUUUUUUUAAUUUUAGUGUUUCGCUUUCCUCGUGUAGAAUUUUAAUAUUCUCGUUGUCGUUUUUCCUGAAAUUGUAGAUAUUCUCAUAACAACCAAAAUCUUCAUGGGCAGAUAUCCAUAGUCAGUUUAUUUCAUGUGAAUUAUAGUGUUAAAAAUAGAAUAUACGAUCAUAUUUGGGGCCGUUGUCAUGUGUCCAGAUAAUAUAAUAAGUACAGAGUCAGAAGUACCUGUUGUAUUAAUAAAUAUAAACAAAAAUUCUCUACACCGCCUCAUACUCAAUCCACCAAAAAUUUAAAUGUUGUUUAAAACUUAUUUAUCUUUAUUAUUCCACUGACUCGAAGCAAAAUACAGGGGGUUAAUACUAUAUUUUGCUUCGAGUCAAUAAUAAUAAAACAAUAAUUAUUCCACUCAAAAAUAUAUUUAAUCAAUCCAGGGUUUAUCAAGUUAGAGUCAGACAAAUGCGCAGCAAACUAAAUCUAGUCUCACUUACUAGUAGGUACAGUGCAACUUAUAGGUACUUUACUCGAGUAAAUAUGUAUGUUCCUUGUUAACUACCUAUAGGUACUUUUAUGAACAUAAUCAAAGCUAGAUAUCAGUUAGCAGUAAAAAUGCUUCAAAAUUCAGUGUAAAACAUUAUUAAUAGAUUGUACAAUCGGUUUAAAUUCCAAGUCUUUAAUUAAAGAUAUCUACCAUUGUAGGCGAGAUCUUGCGGUUUAGUUGCAGGAAGACAAAUGCCGGAAAUUUCAAAAGGCUUUAGCCUUCCUUCAAUGAAUUGACUUAGAAGGGCAGUUUAUUUUCAAUGAAAUCACAAGUUUAUAUCACGGGUGUUAAACCCGUUAGAACUAAAUGACGGUCAACAUAUAAAAUACAUUUAUUAAAAAAUCUCGAUAAUUUCAAGUAAUCUACAGAAAACCUGCUUGUUUUAUAUUUAACAAAACCACUCUAGACCCCUUUGUACUAUUUAAAACCGUAGAAAACAUUCUAGUAAUUAAUGUUUCGUGAUCCAGUAAUGCAGUUUGGAAUAGUAUUUUGUAUCGACUAUGAAUAUUGAAUAGGUUAUAUGAUAGGGGUUAUGUAUAAGGAUCGAAUAACACAAACGUCCAAUAUCGCACUCCCUCCAGUGUUUACACACAUCAUUUUUGUACAAAGUUGCGAGUAUUUUAUUGGCUACUAUUUGAUUAUAUAUUGCCUAUUCACUAGGAUAUUUAAGUCCUUUCGCAGAGUCUACUAAUGUGUAAAAUCAAGUAGGGUUAAACAUAACGAUCAACUAAUGAAAUCAAUGCUAGUAUGAUAAGAAUAAUCUUCCUUGUAUUAAAGACUAGCAAUUUACAACAUUUCUUAGGUGUGACCCAAUUACUCAAAAUCAUCAUCAAUCAUUUCUAGCUAAUAAACGACAAUGAAUCCAAACAACUCCCUUUAACCCUUUACAGGAAAAUUCAAACACGGUCGUCUUUGAGACCAAUGUUUAUCAACGUUACAAUUACUUCAAUAAAAAAACGUUUGCCUGUAAUGGUGUAAAGAUCAGUGUUUCUGAUGUAACAGAGGUAUGACAUGUCUGUCUAAAGAGAACGUUUUACAAUAUGUAAUGUAGAGUAUUAUGUUAAGUCGACUUUUGAGAUAUUAAUGAUCUAGACGUGUGCGUUGUGCAAUAUACCUACGUAGAACUUUUAUCCACAUUGGAAAAAUUUUAAGUAGCCCAUAACGCCAUGGAAUCUUGUUAACCUUGCAUUCAUAAGUGCAUUCUAUCUAAAAUUAAAAAUGUUUGCUCAAUUCCACCCUCAAGCGACACUUAUUUACUCAUAUUUAAUUUUAAUUACCUUAUUAUUGAACUAUAAUUAUUACUGAAAGCAAGUGCCAAAGACAAUUAGGGAGCUUUUACUGUAAGUUUCAAUUAAUUAAUUACCUAACGAUGUGUAAGUAGUUAAGAUAUAUUGUAAAUAUUCGCUUCAUUCAUGUUGUAUGUAUUUCGUAAAAGUAUCGAAAUGAUUGAAUAAAUUGUAUGAAACA